This is a messenger RNA of Sphenostylis stenocarpa, 1794 nucleotides long. The record is from the annotation of a GenBank genome assembly. Lineage: Eukaryota; Viridiplantae; Streptophyta; Magnoliopsida; Fabales; Fabaceae.
AUGAGCGAGUUCCGCGUGUUUGAAGAACAGAGCCACGCACAAGCGUGUAGGCACGAGGAUCACGGAGAUUCUCGCAAUGGCGAAACUCGACAUAGACGAUCUAAGAGUGCUUCUGAAAGGAAUUUGAAAAACGAAAGAGGUGGAGCCUCGCAUCCAGUUGAGAAAGACCACAACGAAUCCCUUGUUUCAACACCUUCAGUGAGUGCUGCUAGGUUACGGAGUCCUUCGCAUGACAAUCUCACUUAUGUAAACAAGAAUACAUUUUCAAGUCAUAGAGCAUCCUUAGAGAAAGAUGUUGAGCAACUACAGUUACGCCUACAACAGGAGAGGUCCAUGCGCAUUCUGCUUGAGAGGGCGAUGGGUCGAGCUUCGAGCACUCUAUCUCCUGGACACAGGCACUUUACUGCCCAGACAAAAAACUUGAUUGCUGAAAUCGAGCUACUGGAAGAAGAGGUUACAAACCGUGAGCAGCAAGUACUUUCUCUCUACAGAAGUAUUUUUGAACAAUGUGUUAGCCGGCCACCUUCUCAACAAAGUUCUGCUAUUGCUUCACCUGCUCAUACAAGGCAAGGAUCUAGGAAGCAUCCGAGUGUAAUUUCAAGUGCAUUCUGUUCGUCAAAAAAAUUCCCUCUACGACCCCUCCAAGCUCUAGUUUCUAAUAACGACUUGAGGAAUAGAUUCUUUGGGUCUAUUCACACUCCCUUAUCCCGUGGCAAAGGCAACAAUUAUUUUGAAAAGACUUGUUCUGAUUCCACCAAGGCACACGAAAAGUUUUCUUCAAUUGAGAAAACUCCAAUUAUACGAACUUUGAAAGACCAUCUGUAUCAGUGUCCAAGCAAGCUUUCUGAGGAAAUGGUGAGAUGCAUGGCGACUGUAUAUUGCUGGCUUCGUAGUGCAACCUCUGUAAAUACUGAAAAUGGUAGGUCACCAUUAUUGUCAAGGUCAUCCACUAAUGCUAUACAGCCUCGACAUGGUAUUGGAGACGAUUGUGACUGGUCUUGCAAAUCAUCAGUUGAAAUUUCAUGGAUAUCUACUCAUAAACGUCAUUCUUCUCACGCUUCUUAUGCCAUCAACAAUUACAGAGUUUUAGUUGAGCAACUAGAAAAGGUGAAUGCCAGUCAAAUGGACAGCGAUGCGCAAAUUGCGUUCUGGAUCAAUGUACACAAUGCUCUUGUGAUGCAUGCAUAUUUAGCAUAUGGAAUUCCCCAGGGCUCUCUCAGGAGGCUAGCCUUGUUUCACAAGGCUGCUUACAACAUUGGCGGUCAUAUCGUAAGUGCAAAUGCCAUAGAACAAAUGAUAUUUUGCUUCCGAACACCUAGGAUUGGACGGUGGCUUGAAAGUAUUGUAUCUGCUGCCCUGAGGAAGAAAAGUGGUGAAGAAAGACAACUUCUCAGUUCCAAAUUGGGUCUUAUUAAUUCCCAGCCCCUUGUCUGCUUUGCCCUUUGUACUGGAGCCUCGUCAGAUCCUGUGCUAAAGGUUUAUUCAGCAUCAAAUAUAAAUGAAGAACUAAAUAUUGCCAAGAGGGAGUUUCUCCAAGAAAAUGUAAUAGUGAAAAAGUCAAGAAAAGUUUUUCUACCAAAAUUAUUGGAAAGAUUUUCUAGAGAAGCAUCAAUAAGCAUAGAUGAUCUCUUUGGAUGGGUCAUGGAGAGUGUUGACAAGAAGCUGCGUGAUUCAAUGCAGAAGUGCCUUAAUCCUAAAUCCACCAAAAAGCCAUCUCAGAUCAUAGAAUGGUUGCCUUUUAGUUCAAGGUUUCGGUACGUGAUUUCCAAGGAUGUCAUGGACAAGCCUUGGUAG